UACCGACCCGGCCUGUCUGACCUCGCAUACCGUACCCGACCAUCCAUCCAUCCGGCUCGGAUCAGACCAAUUCCGUUCCUGCACUCCCCUGUCAGUACUCUCUACCACCGCAGGACGCACUCGGGGGUCGCGACCUGGUUCCAGUCUGCACCAAGUCCAUCCCCACCAUCAGGGGCCCUAGUGAACAGCAGGCUGGGACUUAGACCCCGCCCCCUGAGGGCAUCCGUGCGGUGGGCUGCUAGAGACUCUGCCAGGUGGUUUAUAACAGAU
Molecule: messenger RNA, 270 nt
Organism: Staurois parvus
Lineage: Eukaryota; Metazoa; Chordata; Amphibia; Anura; Ranidae
Source: the annotation of a GenBank genome assembly